GAAGCAGGCUCGCUUGGUCUACCCUAGCCUUACCCCAGAUUUUAUUUAUCCAUAGAAAAGAAUCUACUGGGUCAAGGGCAUUAUUUAAAAUCUGUGUUUCUUCUUCAUUUCCCUCUAGAAAUGGCGCACCAAUUCACAAACUGAGCAGCGGCAUGGUGUGAGGGCUCCGUGUGGCUCAGCCCAGGCCUGAAUGGCUUAUCACUCCUGAUCAUUUUAACGCGUCACGGCUUAAAAGGGGACUCAGGAUCCUGGCAUUCCCGGCACACUAACUAGGUCACCUUCGGCUGCAGGCCCGGUUGCCCCUGCUCGCCUCUCGAUGGGAAGCCUCUGCAGGGUCCCGGAGCGCGCCCGGCAGCCCCAGCCCCACGUCCCUGGCGGCUGGCCCAGCCCCGUUGCCCGGGGAACCGCAGCACGCCGCUGCGCUCGCCGAUUAGCCGGUGUGUGAGUGGCGAGGCCGGGCAGCCCAGGCAUGGAGCUGCCGGACCCCGUUCGUCAGCGCCUGGGCAACUUCAGCCUCACGGUGUUCGGCGACUCCAGCCGCACCGGGCCCGAGUCCAGCGAGGCCGCGGAUAAUGAGAUGGUCUCCAGCUUGCCGUUACAGAUGUCCCUGUACUUCAACUGGUACUUUUUCCCGCUCUGGUGGGUGAGCUGCAUUGUGAUGCUUCACCUGAAGUACUCGGUCUUGCCCGAUUACUACAAAUUCAUUGUGAUCACUGUCAUCGUCCUCAUAACCUUGAUGGAAGCGAUCCGGCUGUACCUGGGCUGCAUGGGGAACCUGCAGGAGAAGGUUCCUGAGUUGGCUGGCUUCUGGCUUUUGAGCCUCCUCCUACAGUUGCCGUUAAUCCUUUUCUUGCUCCUUAAUGAAGGCCUGAGGAACCUGCCCUUGGAAAGAGCAGUACAUAUCAUCUUCACUGUCUUCCUUACUUUCCAAGUCAUCUCAGCGUUUCUGACCCUGAAGAAAAUGGUCAAUCAGCUGGCGGCCCGUUUCCACCUCCAGGACUUUGAUCGGCUGUCUGCAAACAGUGCAGUGGUGAGGAGGAGGAGGCCGUGUCCAGAAGAGCUCUGACCCAGCGCUGAAGAGGUGACGUCUGCAGAUAAGGCAGGAAGACUGAGAGAGUGACAGGACACCUGAGACCAGGCUGGGAAAGGGCACGAGUGACCUGGGUUGUUGUGUCCUCCAGCUCUGAAAUUCCAUGGAGGCGAUACGAAGACGCACUAUGGUACAUGAAAGCAGUGUGUUAACCAUGGAGCUGAGGGGAGUCCAGCAGACACUAAAUUUCUUGUUUCUGAUGUUGACUUUUCAGGGGUCUAUUGGUAGUUGUAAUCUACCACCCUUUCCUUAAUGUUUCUAGCUGUCAUCUGUAGCUGGAAAUGAAUGGAAUCUCAGGAAAAUCCAGUUUUGGCAUUUGUCAGCACACUCCAGGACAUGGCCACACCGGGAGCAGUGGGCCAACACAAGACAAACUCUGGUGUUUCUGUGGACUUUUGGUUUCAUUUGCUUCUGUUUUGGCAGGGCCACAGGCUCUCAACACCAUGCCUGGCUUUCUGUGUGGAUUCUGGGGAUCUGAACUCAGGUCUGGCAAGCCUGGACACAGCAAGUCCCAGGCUAGCCAGAGCUACAACAGCAACACAAAUUUUAAGCUGGGUUAGUUAAUAAGGAAAAUGAUGAGAAAAAAAGGGGUAUUUUAUUAAAAAAUACUUUCGUCUAAAAAUAUUUUGUCAAAGUGUGUCAAAUGUAAAUAAUCUAUGCCAGAGUGACUGCCCUGGCACAAAACUGGAAUUUAGUUCUCUGUGAUUAAAGCAGCCAGGUGGGCAUGGUGGUGUACACCUUUAAUCCUAGCACUUGGGAGACAGAGGCAGGCCAAUCUGGCUCUAUGAGUUUGAGACCAGCCUGGUCUCCAUAAACAGCAAGUUCUUCCUCCAAAUCCCAGUCUACUCUAAGUAACAUUCAGAAGAGAUCUGCAUAAAGGGACAAGGAUUUUAUCUUAUUAACGUAGUGUCUCCUGCUGCCUGUUGAUUUUCUCAGGCAUUCAACUGCUGAGGAAAUUUAGUCCUGGUUCACUUGUGUAUCUAUUUAUGUUGAAGCUUUAUGAAAUAGCCACUUUAUAAACAAGUAUUAAGAUGAUUCCAGCACAUUUCAUAACCUAUGUAUCUAUGGCCAGAAAUAUGUCGAGGUGUGAGCCUGCACCUUAGCCCAAUGCAUGACAGGCUCAUGGGUAAAUGCCUAUGAGUGUAGCACAUGCAUGCAAAGUGGACAAUAAGUGCCGGCUUUUACACCACGUGCAUUACAUCUGGAUUUUCAGCAUUUAAAAUCUUGUUAAGAAUCUUGUGAUAUAUUUGAAAAGCAAUUGUACAUCCACAAAUGAGCGAUGAUGAUAUAUGGACCUGGUCACUAGUAUUUUUUUUUUUUAAGCUAGUACUGUAGAUCAAACAUUCUACCAAGCCAAAUAUUCUGUUUUGUUUCAAAAGUAGAAGUUGAGUUAAUACAUAAAGGACUUCUGUAUAGGUGGA
Messenger RNA from Peromyscus leucopus (white-footed mouse), 2511 nucleotides. It is a transcript of the gene Tmem17, whose product is annotated as transmembrane protein 17. Gene Ontology annotation, cellular component: ciliary transition zone. NCBI's taxonomy places the organism in Eukaryota, Metazoa, Chordata, Mammalia, Rodentia, Cricetidae. Gene Ontology annotation, biological process: non-motile cilium assembly. Bases 470 to 1066 code for a protein of 198 amino acids. The record is from RefSeq and is a predicted model, not a curated record. The transcript is spliced from 4 exons.